Molecule: messenger RNA, 1068 nt
Organism: Schistosoma rodhaini
Lineage: Eukaryota; Metazoa; Platyhelminthes; Trematoda; Strigeidida; Schistosomatidae
Source: the annotation of a GenBank genome assembly
AUGGCCCUGAUCAAUUCAAAUAAACCAGAUAGUGAUGGGAACUUAACUGGAACUAUCGUACGUCAUUUAGAUUCACCUUCUCAAUCUUCUGUGUCUAGCGAAGAACUCCUCAUUUGGUCUAAAGAAGGGAACGAUUAUGACUGGGAAUUAUUUCCUAUUUCACCGCCACUUAAUGAAGAAUUAUCGCGUAUACAAGGUUUAUCAAAUGUCGAAUGUGACAGUAGUUUUACUCCAGUUACGAACAACAAUUUAAAUGAUGUUAAUAAUGGUAGCAAAACUAUUACGAUCACUGAAAGUAACUUUAGCAAUAGUAACAGUAGUAAUGAUACAACAAUCUACUCAUACAAUCAUCAUAAUUCUGUUACUGGCCAAUUGUCUGCAUCACCUUUAACGUUACAAUCUUGUUCACAUUAUAUGAAUGGUUCAUCAAUUCAACCCCAACUAAUACAUUCUACUAAAACUAAUAUAAUAGAAACAACAAUUAAUGAAUUGAUUCCUUCAUCAUCUUUUUCAAGAACAUUGUCAUCAUCGAAAACAGUAACUAAUAGUUCCUUUUCAUCUAAUAAUUUAUAUGACCAAAUAAAUGUGAAUACGUUAGCAGAUGAUUUUAUUGAUUUAGACAUUAAAACUAUUCCUACUACUUCAGGUUGUUCAUUGACAACUUCCUAUCAUCCAGAUUUUGAUUAUGCAGGUUUUCCAGAGUCACCUAUUCAAUCUUUGCAAAAUUCAGCUUCUAAUAAAAAAUCACAACCUUUAAACUUAUCUAUUUCUAACAGUGGUAUAAAUGUACAAAAAUCAAGUGUUGUAUCUCAAUCACCAGAAACAGAAAUUAUUCGGCAAACAUCAUUAAAUCCACACUUUCGUCAAAUGUUGUCAUCUGUCAACGAAGUACCUACCACAAAAGUUUUUGUUGGCUACAAUAACGGUGUUGGUAACAAUAAUGAUGAUUCAUCCACAAUUUAUACAGAUUAUAGAUGUAAUCAAAAUGGUUAUAAUAAUAAAAAAAAUAACAAAUCAUUCCACUGUCAGUCGUCUGAACUCAUAGAUCAUAUUAUCAUCAGACAAUGA